UUGAGAAAACACAACCCACGAGGUCGAUACAAAUCGUGUUAGGCAAACCGCUGUCACCUAAAGUUCGUGCCCCAGUCUAAUAACUGCCCCGGUUUUCAUGUCAACUCUAAUCCUGUUCUGAUGUCUAUCUGAACGCACCUUUCCCCUAACUCCCACAGACAUGUCAAGAUAUACCGCACAGAUAGCACCGAUCGCGUGUCAGGUCCGGUAGAAUCAUACUACUGAGGGAAAAGGCAAGUUUAGGCAGUGGAUAUGCUCUUGGGUGGACCUACAGUUCAGGUGUUCACAGGUAAGGGGGCGUUGCCCCUUGGGCGGAACUUUCAUUUUCAAGUUUCUCGGCGGAUCGAUUUCCUGACCAAUCAAGAGCCUCGUCCAGCGCAUGCGUUCGGCAGGUGAUACAAACAAGAUGGCGCCCAUUUAUGGUUCCUGAUUGCUGUUCUUCCCUCGUACGGACCGGAGUAAUAGUUUGGGAUAUAUCGCGAGUGCAGAUCUGCGCUGAGAUCUAUCCGCUUGGAUUUUUAAGGCGGGAGGAUGAGUACCCAGGCGGCGUCGGUGACGGGUUUGGCCGCGCAGCUCGGCCUGCAGGCCGGCGGUGGAGGGUCGGGUGCUGCGACCGACGUCCAAAUGAAAACCACCAAGAUGAAAUUCGCUGUUCUGAUCGGGCUGAUCCAAGUCGGAGAGGUGUCCAACCGAGACAUUCUGGAGACUGUGCUCAACUUGUUGGUGGGAGGGAAGUUUGACCUUGAGGUGAACUUCAUCAUUAAGGAGCCUGAGAGCAUCCUGCACAUGUUAGAACUGCUGGAUAACUGCUCAACCACACUGCAGGCUGAGAUCUGGAGCAUGUUUAACGCCAUCCUGAGGAAGAGCACCAGGAACCUCCAGGCCUGUACGGAGGUCCAUCUCAUCGAGAAGAUCCUACAGAAGCUGCCCAGCACCGACGACAUGAUAGCAGGUGAGGACAAGUUCUACCUGUUGGUAGACCUGCUGGGUGUGCUGGCCAGUUACAGCAUCACAGUCAAGGAGCUCAAGAUACUGUUUGGUAUGCUGAAGGGAGACAAGGGCACUUGGCCCGUACAUGCAGUCAAACUGCUGAAGGUGCUGAGGCAGAUGCCACAGAGACACGGACCGGACACUUUCUUCAACUUCACCGGGAGACAUGGCUCUGCCAUUGCCCUGCCACCACUGGCCAAGUGGCCAUACCAAAGCGGCUUCACGUUUAACAGCUGGUUUCGCAUGGAUCCGCUUAAUACCAUAAACGUGGACAGGGAGAGACCGUACCUUUACUGUUUCCGUACCAGUAAAGGGGUGGGAUAUUCGGCGCACUUUGUCGGCUCGUGCCUGAUUGUCACAGCUCUGAAGGCCAAGGGCAAAGGUUUCCAGCACUGUGUGAAGUACGACUUUCAGCCAAGAAAGUGGUACAUGGUGACCAUCGCACACAUCUAUAACCGCUGGAGAAAUAGUGAACUGAAGUGCUACGUGAACGGGAAGCUGGUGUCAUUUGGCGAUAUGGCCUGGCACGUCAACACUAGCGAUACGUUUGACAAGUGUUUCCUGGGUUCGUCGGAGACAGCGGAUGCGGACCGUGUGUUCUGUGGGCAGAUGGGAGCUGUGUACGUGUUUGGGGAGGUACUGAGUGCUCACCAGGUCUCAGCUAUCUAUCAGUUAGGACCUGGAUACAUGAACCAGUUCAGGUUUGAGUCAGAGAGUGACUUGCUACUCUCAGAAACCCACAAAAAGUGUCUGUAUGAUGGAAAGCUGUCCUCCUGUAUCGUGUUCACCUACAACCCCAAGGCCACGGACGCGCAGCUCUGUCUGGAGUCAUCACCGCGUGGAAACCCGUCCUUCUUCGUGCACUCCCCCCACGCACUGAUGCUGGCCGUCAGCACUGCGUCCAAGGUCGUGCUGGAUGUUCGAGCCAUAGUGACCCAGUCUAUCCACAGUGCUCUACACUCGAUAGGUGGCAUCCAGGUUCUGUUCCCAUUGUUUGCUCAACUGGAUCAUGUGCAGCAGAAUGGAGAAUUGGACUACAGUGUGUGUUCCAUGCUGCUCGGCCUGCUGUCUGACCUCCUGCAGAGUUCAGUGCGGACCCAGCAGCAGAUGAUCCAGGCUAAAGGCUUCCUGGUCAUUGGCUAUCUACUGGAGAAGGCAACCCGCAAGCACAUCACCAUCCAGGUGUUGGACAGUUUUCUGCAGCUGGCAAAGUACCUGGCCUCCCUGCCGACAGGUGGGCCGCUCCUGCGCAACCUGCUGGACCACAUCCUCUUCAACCCCACCAUCUGGAUAUACACACCAGCCAAGGUCCAGAUGGCCCUGUACACGUAUCUGGCCACAGAGUUUGUCCAGUCAGCCAACAUCUACAACAACAUCCGGCGGGUCAGCACGGUACUGCAGCUGAUGCACACGCUCAAGCACUUCUACUGGGUGGUCAACCCCCAGGACAGGAGCGGCAUCGCACCCAAGGGGAUGGAUGGCCCCAGGCCCACACAGAAUGAAGUGAAAUCCCUCAGAGCCUUCAUGUUACUCUUCAUGAAACAGCUGAUACUUAAGAAGCACCCGUCUCCCUUGCCCUUGCCCAUUCAGGAUCAAGGAGUGGACGAAGAUGAACUCCAAGCCAUUCUCAACUACCUGCUCACUAUGCAUGAGGAUGAGAACCUGCACGACAUCCUGCAGCUGCUGGUGGCGCUCAUGUCUGAACAUCCUUCAUCCAUGAUCCCUGCCUUUGACAAGAGGAAUGGUGUUAGGGUUAUCUUCAAGCUUCUGGCAUCAGCUAGUGAAGGCAUUAGGGUACAGGCUCUGAAAGUCAUGGGAUACUUCCUGAAGAACACCAAUGCAAAAAGGAAGAAUGAGUUGAUGCAGGCCCACAGCCUCUUCACCCUGCUGGGGGAUAGACUCAUGUUACACACUGACACUCUCAGUAUGACGACAUAUAAUGCUCUGUAUGAGAUCCUGACAGAACAGGUGUGCACACAGGUGUUACAUGUGCCCCACCCUGAGCCGGACUCCUCCUGUAGAGUACACAACCCAAUGAUAAUGCAGGUGGUGGCACGACUGAUUAAGAACUCCAGAGCUACAGAGAAGGUUCUGGAAGUGAAGAAACUCUUCCUGUCUGACAUGAUCAAACUCUUCAACAACAGCAGGGAGAACAGACGCACCCUGCUGCAGUGUUCCGUGUGGCAGGACUGGAUGUUCUCCCUGUGUUACAUCCACCCUGCCAACAAGGAUGAGCAGAAGGUGACAGAGAUGGUGUACUCCCUGUUCCGCAUGCUGCUGUAUCAUGCCAUGAAGUACGAGUAUGGAGGCUGGCGCGUAUGGGUCGACACACUCGCUAUCGCACAUUCCAAGGUGUCGUUUGAGAACCACAAGAACCAGCUGGCUAAAGCCUACGAGCAAUACCAGAAGUUUGACUUGGAGCAUGGAGAAGUCAGAAGCAUAUCAGCCAUGUCUGAGAAAGGAACCGGCACCCCCCCAGGGGUCAGCCCUGUGAGAAUUGUGACAUCUUUUCCAAAGACCAGCAGCUCUGGGAAGACAGACCAACAGGCAGCUGCUGACAGUAGUGCAACAGCGCCCUCUGGCACAAAAUCCGUAACUGCAGAUGGCAAUGCAGAGGGGAGCAAUAGUCAGGCCAAUGAUGUUGGUGGGACAGCAAAUGGAGUUACCUCAAAUGUUGAAAGCACUGACAAAAAAGAUACAGCUACAAAUGGGAUAGUAGAACAACCCAAUGAAGUAGGUACCAAGUCAUCUAAUAAAACAGAAAUAGCUGCAACCAGUGACGGCACAACAGAAGUAGCAAAGGUUCAAGCAAGCACUGUGGUCUCAACCACACAGUCAACAAAUAGUAGCAAUGAAAAUGUUCUUGUGAAUGGGGAGUUAAGUCCUGUUAGCCCCAUACAAAAAGGCAUCAUAACUCUAUCUCAGAGCAUAGCAGGGUCUGGAAGUCAAGGAAGCGGAGAUAGUAGCAAACCAGAGCUACAGAACUUGGACAAUAAGGCCACUAAGGCUCCAGCAAAUAAGGAAGCAGCAUCUUUCCUGAAUUCAGUCAUAGACAACGUGGUGUCAAGGUUAGCAACCACAGAGACAGACUGGCUUUCGGGAAAGAACUUGGAGGAACUGUCCACGGAGGACGUUGCAAAGGAAGUUGCAGCUGCACUGAAACAAAGCCGUGGCAGCGAGAAGAUUUCUGACAAAGCUAUGCAAGACACAAGUGCAAUUGAUAAAGUGGCUGGCGUGGAAGAAAACGGAACUACAGAACAGUGUAGUGUAGCAGACGGCCAGGUCAAAACUGUUACAGAGCCCAAUGUCCAUGUGGAAACCACAUCGGAACCCCCAGCAGUGCCAGAUGCAGUGCAGGAUGGGGUUGAAUCUAGUGCCAUAAGCAAUGAAAAACCUCCCUCAGAAGAAGUCAGGACCAAAGAGGAAACAGUUGCAGCUAGCCCUAUUAGCAACGAACAUUCUACAGAGCAAGCUAAGGAGACUAAUGUGGCAGAUACUGGUGCUAAGACCGAGGACGUGAAUUCUGAAGUAAAGAACAGUAAUAAUGAAGCUAAAAAUGAGGCCUCUACUGAUGGUCUUACACCACAGAGUACAUCUGCUGUAGAAGCCCCCUCUAGCACAGAAGCAAAAACUGCAGCCACACCUGCAGCAACCAAUGGAGCAGAAGCAGCUCCCUCUAGUGAGAAAGAAAAAUCUGCAGCUUCUUCAGAACCAUCUGCAGCUACUACCACUACUGCAGGAGCUACCGCUACUGCAGCUUCUGCCACCACUACUGCAGCAACUACUGCAGCAUCUACUGCAGGCACACAAGCAGAAGCUACAGUGUCUCCAUCGCAGCAGCCCACAAGCCCCGCCUCGGGGACAGGGUCACAGAAGUCCCAGGGUUCCCCGGGGCAGCAGUUCAGCCCAGGCCCACGAACCAGCAUGUUCCGUAUCCCAGAAUUCUCCUGGUCACCUAUGCACCAACGGCUGCUGUCAGACCUGCUGUUCUCGUUGGAGACAGACAUUCAAGUGUGGAGGAGCCACAGCUCCAAGACAGUGAUAGACUUUGUCAACUCCAGUGAGAACGCCAUCUUCGUGCACAACACCAUCCACCUGGUGUCCCAGCUGUGUGAUAAUCUCAUCAUCGCCUGUGGGGGGAUCCUGCCACUGCUGGCCUCUGCUACCUCACCUUCUUAUGAGUUAGACGUGAUAGAGCCGUCCCAGGGCCUGACCAUUGAGGCUGCGAUAUCGUUCGUCCACCGUCUGAUGAACCUGGUGGACGUGUUGGUGUUCGCCAGCUCGCUGAGCUUUGCUGAGCUGGAGGUGGAGAAGAACAUGUCAUCAGGAGGCAUCCUCAGGCAGUGUCUCCGCAUCAUCUGCUGUUGUGCAGUGAGAAAUGUGCUGGAGUGUCGUCAGAAGGAGAAACCCUCUGCCAACGGGGCCACCAUCGCAGCCCCUGAUCUGAGGGAGAAAAACCUACAGUCCCUCCUACGAGGAGCUCAAGAAAUCGCUAAGGGUACAGGCACUGCCAGGGACCCCUCUGCUCCAUUCUCAGAGUUCAGUCCCACCAACUUUCAGUUUCUCAAUCCACAGGGCCCCAACAAUCAUCCUACCAAUUUGGCUGUGCAGAACCUGGUGGAGAACAUGGCGGGGUUGCCGGGCGUGGUCUCCAUGGUGACGGAUGCAGAGCGACUGCUACAAGACAUGGACAUCAACAGGCUACGGGCUGUGGUCUAUCGAGAUGUUGAGGAUAGCAAGCAAGCCCAGUUCCUCUGCCUGGCAGUGGUGUAUUUCAUCUCAGUCCUCAUGGUGUCCAAAUAUCGUGACAUCCUAGAACCCACGCACCCCGACCUGUCCCCGUCUGAGCCCUACCGUCGCACUCGCAGUGCCGUCAACUCUCCCACGGGACAGCCUGCUAACUUCGGCAACGCCAGCUGGAGAGCAAUGCAUGCUGCAAACCAUCAGGUUAUGGAAGGUGCCACUACUGGGAAGGUGGGGACAGCUUCUGAGGGAGGGGCAACAUCAGCAGCAAGCAAUGCAAAGGAGAAUAGCAGAUUAGAACAAAAGAAUGAUGCAAUAAAGAAAACAGCUGAGGUAAAAGAUGUAGCUGCAGUACCAGAGCAGUCAUCAGCAAAUACAAAAAAUGAAUCAGAAAGUGCAAAAGAUACGUCAGGAAUGGUUACAAGCGCAAAAGAAAUUUCCCCCAGUGUUCUAGAAACCCGCCCAAGCCCAGAAUCACAGUACGAAGGACUGGAUUUCGAAACUAAUGUUUUUACCAGUGAAAACACUCAGACACUACUCAACAAGGAGAGAAUGCUGGAAGAUGAUACACCAAAAGAUUCAAUGCAAGUUACACAAGACAAGAAGGAGGAAGAUAAGAAAGAAAGUCCAAAGCCAACAGAGCCAUCUGUGCAGCCUACAGAGGUCAAGCCUGAAACAACAGUAACAGAAACAACUGAGGAGGUACAAGACCAACCAUUGCCUGUUAAAGAGGACAAGUUUGAGGAGAUACCACUUGAAGAACAGGGGGCCGCAGCACCUGUCACUGCCACAGAGGUGAAAACACAGUGUGUAGAUGAGAAAAAAGAGGAGGAAGAUUCCCUGCCGACCCCGUCACACGUGGCUGCGUUGCUACGGAAACUAAAGGCCAUGUCCGCAGAACAGGACGACAAGCCUGACGAGGAGGUCAUACAGGCCCAGUACAGCCCCACAUCUGUGGUAUACGAGGUGACAGAGGAACCCCACACCAAACCUGCCGUCAACACCAAGCCUGUGAAGUGGAACUCCUUCGACAGGAGCAUCGUUAGGCACGAGCCGCCCGUCAUGAACACUAACGGCAUCAGUUCAAGUAAGACUGAAUCUACAGAUCAAGCAGUGGUGAUCCCCAGACCGCCCCCUCAGAUGGGCAUGUCAGGAGGUAUGAGGACCCGGUCUCAGUCCACACCGUCUGGGUUUGGUCCUGGUUCUGGUCUGCCCAGGCCUCAUAGCUUCCACUCAGGUUUCCCUGAGAGGCACAAUGACACAGUGACGUCCAAGCUGGAGCGGUCGCUGGAGACAGUGGCACCACUGCUGAGGGAAAUCUUCCUGGACUUUGCCCAGUUUCUGUCCAGGACACUAGUGGGGAGCCACGGGCAGGAGCUGCUCAUUGAAGGUCUGGUGUGUAUGAAGUCCAGCACAUCAGUAGUGGAACUUGUCAUGAUGCUGUGUUCACAGGAGUGGCAGAACUCUAUCCAGAAGCAUGCAGGCCUGGCAUUCAUCGAGCUCAUCAAUGAGGGAAGGUUACUCUCCCAUGCCAUGAAAGACCACCUGGUCCGAGUAGCAAAUGAAGCUGAGUUCAUACUCAACAGACAGAGGGUGGAGGAUGUCCAGAAACAUGCUGAAUUUGAGUCCAUCUGUGCCCAGCAUGCUCUGGAGCGUCAGGAGGAGGAGAAGAUGUGUGACCAGCUGAUCUCGGCAGCACGCCGGCGGGACCAGGUCACCGCCACUCAGCUCCGACAGAAGAUCAUGAACAUCCUCACCAGCAAGCACGGGGCCUGGGGGUCUCCUAAACAAGAACAGCCGCGGCAGUUCUGGAAGUUAGACUACUGGGAGGAUGACCUGAGGCGGCGGCGCAGGCUGGUGCGGAACCCUCACGGCACCACUCACCCCGAGGCCACCUUAAAGGCAGCCCUGGAACAUGGUGCACCAGAAGAUGCAGUGAGCCAGGCACGACAGGCCUUCCAUAAGGAGGUGGCGGCCAUGAAGGGGCGGGACUACGAGAUCCUGGAUCCUGAGGAGCUGCUGCUGGAGGAGAAGGAGCUGGAUGAGUUGGCUGGUCCCGUGGCCUUCAGCACUCCCUGCAGCCUGAUAGCUCCAGCGGUGGUUGCCAAGGGAACGCUGUCAAUCACCGCAGCCGAGCUGUACUUUGAAGUGGACGAGGAAGAUCCCAGCUACAAGAAAUUGGACCCCAAGAUCUUGCUGUAUACAGAGAGCAUCCAUGGCAAGUGGCACUUCCAUGACAUCGUGGCCAUCUUCUCACGCAACUAUCUCCACCAGAGGACAGCACUGGAGAUCUUCUUUGCAAACAGAUCCUCCGUGAUGUUCAGUUUCCCUGACCAGGCCACAGUCAAAAAAGUGGUGUACGCCCUCCCCAGGGUAGGGGUGGGAGUCAACUAUGGGCUGCCACAGGCCAGGAGAGUAUCCUUGGCAACCCCAAAGCAGCUGUUCCGUAUGUCCAACAUGACGGCCCGCUGGCAACGCCGCGAGAUCUCCAACUUCGAGUACCUGAUGUUUGUCAGCACGAUAGCUGGUCGUACGUACAAUGAUCUGAACCAGUAUCCGGUGUUCCCGUGGGUGCUGACCAACUAUGAGUCAGAGGAGUUGGACCUUACGCUGCCGAGCAACUUCCGCGACUUGUCAAAGCCUGUUGGAGCUUUGAACCCGAAGCGCCGAUCGUUCUUCCAAGAGCGGUACGAGGCUUGGGAUGACCCGGACGUCUCGGCUUUCCACUAUGGGACACACUAUUCCACUGCAGGCUUUGUUUUGAACUUCCUCAUCAGAUUAGAGCCGUUUACCACAAUGUUCCUGAAUCUCCAAGGCAACAAGUUUGACCAUGCCAACAGGACCUUCUCUAACAUCCUACAGACAUGGAGAAACUGCCAGAGAGACACAUCAGAUGUCAAGGAGCUCAUACCAGAGUUCUACUACCUGCCAGAAAUGCUAAUGAACAUGAAUGGGUACAACAUGGGCACAAUGGAGGAUAGUCGGCCAGUGGACCACGUGGUGCUACCAGCAUGGGCGAGGACUCCUGAGGAGUUCAUUAGGUUAAACAGGAUGGCUCUGGAAUCUGAAUUUGUAUCUUGCCAGCUUCAUCAGUGGAUAGACCUAAUUUUUGGAUACAAGCAGAAGGGUCCUGAAGCCAUCCGUGCAACCAACAUGUUCUACUACCUGACGUACGAGGGUAGUGUGAACCUGGACUCCAUCUCAGAUCCUGUCAUGAAAGAGGCCAUUAAGGACCAGAUCAAGAGUUUUGGUGUGACCCCCUGCCAGCUGCUGACCGAGCCACACCCGCCCCGCAGCUCAGCUAUGCAUCUGACCCCGAUGAUGUUUACCGACAUGAGGACGAACGACGUUCUGGUGGCGCUCAAGUUCCCCUCCAACUCUCCCAUCAUCCACCUCACCGCCAACACGCACCCCCACGUCCCCAUCCCCGCUGUCACCACGGUAACCGCUAACCUCCUCUUCUCCAUCAACAAGUGGAACGCGAGCGCUGCCACCUUUAGAGGAGCACCAGGGUACUCUCUGGAGCCCAACCAGUAUGCCAUAGAGGUGGACCCCCUCAUCUUGGCGGGGACGGGGGUUCACCGGCGCCAAGUGAACGACAUCCUGGACCAGAGUAUCCAGCUGAACUCCUGCUGCUGCAGGCUCACCUCCGACAACAGGCACAUCCUCAUCUGUGGCUUCUGGGACAAGAGCUUCAGGAUAUACUCCACUGACUCAGGCCGGCUGCUGCAGGUUGUGUAUGGCCACUGGGAUGUGGUGACAUGUCUGGCCAGGUCGGAGUGUUACAUCGGCGGGGACUGCUACAUCGUGUCUGGGAGCAGGGACGCCACGCUGCUGCUGUGGUUCUGGAGCUCCAGGCUACAGGCCAUCACAGGAGAGCCUCACAACAGCAACAGGGUUGAACGUGCCAUUCCCAAGACCAUCAUGACCGGCCACGAGACAGAGGUUUUGAGUGCCUGUGUGUCCGCAGAGCUGGGCUUAGUUAUCAGCUGCUCAAGAGGUGGUCCAGUCCUGGUGCACACCAUCAACGGAGACCUGCUGCGCUCGCUGGAUCCCCCGGAGUUCUGCGUGAAUCCGACUCUGGUCAAGAUGUCGUGCGAGGGUCAGGUGGUGGUCAGCUACGACAAGGGCCACCUGUCCCUCUUCACCUUCAACGGGAAGUUCUUAAGGGCCAUGGAGCUGAACGACAACAUACUGUCGAUGGUACUGAGUGCAGACGGUCAGUACUUAGUGACAGGAGGAGACAACAGGAUAGUGGAGGUUUGGCAGACCAGCAACUUCAAACUCCUCUACACCUUCCCUGGUGUGGACAGCAGUGUCAGGGCCCUCGACCUCACGCACGACCAAAAAACUGUACUAGUAGGUCUGUCAUCAGGCAGUCUGGUAGCCUUCAACAUUGACUUCAACAGGUGGCACUAUGAGUUCCAGGCCAGAUACUAGCUGAGGGACAAGUACCCCAUCUGGUGGGAAACGGGGUGCUGAGCACACACACAGGACCUGCACACCCCCACAGCACAAAUGCACCGGUCCAAAAUCAGACAACCUGAGUCAACAUCUUGUGCAACUUGGACCAGUUGAUUCAUUUUGAAGGGGAGUAGGCCUGCUGAAUCAUUCUGGGGAAGGGGAGGGGGGAUUAAAAUAUGUGAAAGUGGAAGAAAGCUGUUGGUUUAUAGUGAAGCACUGAGUGUAUUGGUGACAGGAAUUGGUGCAAUUGACAGUUUUUGUAUGCACACAUUGAUAAUGAUACAGUCAUGAUCAUAAUACUGGAACUGUAUACAUAGGAACUGAAAAAUAUCUGUCGAAAUAGACAAAAAUUUCCAAAUAUUCCAAUUUUUUGCCAUUCCACAGCGCAGAUAUCUGUAGUGAUGAUGUACAUGUAUGUAAACUAAGGCUAGACAGUGACAUCUGUCAAAUGUUGAGAUGAAAAACAGAUAUUCUGCUACUGAUGCUUUUAACUUUAACCCAAAACUGCAGACUGGACUAGCAUUCCAACCAUGACUAUAGGCUUUUCAACUCUUCUUAGAAAAUGUUUCUUAAAUGUAGAAGAGAAGCAAUUUCUGUUUCUUAGUUGUAAAUUUGAAGUAGAGAUUUAAUGAUACUCAUGAAAUAGUAGUAGAAAUAAGACUGGCCAAAGGUGCAAAACAUUAUAAGUUGAUUAUGAAUCAAAUCUAUGUUUGAGUGAGAGAAUGGUAUCAUAUAAAGUUUAAUUCUUGUGACAAUCUUUUCAGAAGCAUAUUAAACAAGAAGAUGUAUUUAUCUGAUUUAAGUUAUACAGCAGAGUUAUGUAUUGAAAGCAAAAGAAUUGAUGUAGAAAUUGUGAAAAUUCAGUAGCUCUUAAUAGAUUGAAAUAUAUAAGUCUAUAAGUCCUACUCAUUAUUGUAUUAUUCCAAAAAAAUAGUCUCUAUAAUGCUGACAUAUCAAUAAAGGUAAAAAAAAAACACAAAUGCAUAUUUGAAAUAAUGUUUUAUUACAAUUGCUUGAAUUCUCCAGAUACAUUAUUGUGAUAGUAGUUUUUGAAAGCAAUGUAACGUCAUCGGAGAUUUAUUUCAAAAGCUACUGUCAUGCAAAGUAUAAUCCAAGUCAGCAUAGUCACUUUCCUUCCUAAAGAUAAGUAGGAAGGGUAAUAGUUUGCAGCAUUCUGUAAUCUUAUGUAAUCUAAUUUCCUUAGGAAAAUACUUAUAUAGCUCUGUUCCAGUGGAAAGACCUUUCCAUGGUGUAAUAAUGGGGAAAAUAACCCAAAACAUUGAACUGUGAAGUUGAAAUUUCUUUUAUGACUGAAUAAUAGGAUACAAGCAUUCAUUGUACAACUUUACUCACUGAAAUUUCAAAUAAAAGGAGCAAAUUGCCACCUAAGAAAGAUACUGUAACUAAAAGCAGCCCAGGGCAUAUAAGCUGCACAUCUGGGGAAAGAGAGUACCAUGUACCUGUCAUAAUGUUAUUUGUUGUUGUUGUGUUUGUUCAGCAUAUAAGGUAUCAGUGCCAGUAAUUUUUAGAACAAAUGUGACAAUCUUAUAUCGUUUCCUCCAAGAGAAAAUGUCAUACAAAGUGUACGAGAAAAGUUUUCCUCAGACAGUGUUAAGAUUUAGAAAUUUACUGCACAAUUAUUAAUUAAGUAGGAUCUAAAGAUGUACAUAAUGCCUAGAAAUAAAUAGAACACAGUCUGUAAAAGAUGGAAAAUGUUACAGCCAUUCCAUGAAAUUGCCUUUUUUAAAGCCAGAAAACAUUCCAUCGCUAUACAUUUCAUCAUACAGGGUCAAUGUGCAUCGUUUUGCAGAAUAGAAGAUGGUGUUAGAUGUAGUUUAAGUGAAGUGAUCGUCUUAUGUUGAAGUUGAGUAAUUGUGUAGUCAAUCAGAAGCUGUAAUUUCCCAUUAGUUUGUUUUGGAGUGAGCCUCCUUGAAGUGUGAUAAAAAAAGUUUGUAGCUGGGGCUACUUUAGUGUUAGAGUUGGCAAUGACAAAAUUAUUUCAUGCAACCACUUUUGCUAAUAAUGAUAUAAUCAAUGAAAUUGAAUUUUAGCACUUUGCAAAGGUAUGUACAUGCACAUGUCACAAAUAUGUAGAUUAGCUAUGAAGGAACAAUUUGAAAAUAUGUAUGUAAUGCCUUUGCCACAAGCACUUGUUCCUGCUACUGUCACAUAUCAUAGCUUGUACAUGUGCCUCACACAUAGACACAAAACGAAAUCUUGUGAAGUCAUUGGAUGGACUUUACAAUGAUGGGUUGCCACCAUGCAUAUCAAUAGAUGUUAGGAAUAUUACAGAAAAAUUUGAAGUAUAAAUCAUAGGACAUGAUUGUAGUUGCAGCAGGAAUUAUCGGUAACAUUUACUGUAUAUUCCAUCAGGAUGUUUCUGACAUUUCGGUGAUGUAUUUCAUGGCCAGGAGAAGUGAAUGUGUGUGCUGUUAUGUUGGGUAUGUUGUGUGUAUAUUUAUGCAAUGUUGGGCCUAAAUCUGACUGUCAAUGGAUAGACCGGUGGUGGGUGUAUACUGUCACUGCAUUUCAAGUAAAUAAAAGGAAAGACCAUGACCUGUGAUGUUGAA
Molecule: messenger RNA, 12767 nt
Organism: Branchiostoma floridae (Florida lancelet)
Lineage: Eukaryota; Metazoa; Chordata; Leptocardii; Amphioxiformes; Branchiostomatidae
Product: neurobeachin-like
Exons: 61
Coding region: 532-10173 (3213 amino acids)
Biological process (GO): intracellular protein localization
Cellular component (GO): cytosol; membrane
Molecular function (GO): protein kinase binding
Source: RefSeq, a predicted model, not a curated record